AUGGCCGCCGUAAGUUCACAAAUGAAAAUAAAGCUUCUGUUGUUGGUUCUGCUGCGGAGAAGAUUAAGAAGAAAUGAAGAAAAAUACAAGAAAAAAAUGUGGGUCAGAAAAAUUUACCAAGACCGUCACUUGAAGGGUGAAUUUCACUUGUUAGUGAACGAGUUAAGAUUAUUUGAUCAUGAGCUUUUCUUUGCUUGUUUUCGCAUGUCACCAUCUACCUUUGAAAAACUAUUAUCUUGGGUUGCUCCACACAUAAUAAGACAGACAACAAGGUUUCGUGAGCCAGUACAUCCAAAUGAGCGCCUUGCUGUGACUUUACGGUACUUAGCUACGGGUGAUGCCAAGUCAACAAUAGCCUUAAGCUAUCGAAUUAGCCCUACUACAGUUGGAAGGAUUGUUGAAGAGACUUGUAAAGUAGUGUGGAUGGUGCUUCUGGAAAGGAAUUUUCUAUCAGUUCCAAAUAGUCAAGCUGCAUGGAAAACAAUUGCCAAAGCUUUCAAUGAAAAAUGGAAUUUUCCACAUUGCUUAGGGGCAAUAGAUGGGAAGCAUGUUGUAAUGCAAGCCCCUUCACGAAGUGGCUCUGAGUUUUACAAUUACAAAAGAACACAUAGCAUCGUUCUUUUGGCGACCUGUGAUGCUAGUUAUAAGUUUGUCUUGGUUGAUGUAGGUGAUGCUGGGAGACAAAGCGAUGGUGGGGUGUACACAAACAGCAAACUUGGCUUUGCAAUUGAAAAUCAAAAAUUGAAUCUCCCCCCACCGGAAGUGAUACAUGGAACUCAAAAAGUGUUCCCAUUUGUAUUUGUUGCUGAUGAAGCAUUUUCAUUGAAGCAGCAUAUGCUAAAGCCAUACCCUUGCCAUAGCCUUGAUGAACAUAAGCGUGUUUUCAAUUACAGGCUAUCAAGAGCAAGGCGAGUCAUAGAAAAUACCUUUGGAAUCGCGGCUGCAAGAUUUAGGAUUUUCCGUCGACCUAUAAUUGGAAAGGUUGACACUGUCAUUGCUAUAACGAAAGCCAUUGUGGCUUUGCACAAUUUUUGA
Messenger RNA from Rhopilema esculentum, 1035 nucleotides. NCBI's taxonomy places the organism in Eukaryota, Metazoa, Cnidaria, Scyphozoa, Rhizostomeae, Rhizostomatidae. The record is from RefSeq and is a predicted model, not a curated record.